AUGGCCGUGACAAUGUCGCCUGACGUGCCUCUGUUCAUGCAGGUUUUCUGCGCAUGCCUAAGCUUCAUCACUGGGGGUGCAGCAAAAUCUUUCGACCCUGGACGCCCUAAGCUUCGCUACGAUACCGGCCUACCACGUCACUUCUGUGUGGGCGGUGUUUCCGGCCAGUUUGCGGAGGGCACCAGCACCCUGGAGCAUCGACACGUGGAUGGCCUUUUUCACUUUCCAUCUGGGGGCACGAUGACGUCACGACGCAUGCUCACAAGGGACCAUCUGCAUGCUAUAAAUGCAUGUCCAUCGCCUACCGGCUUCAGUGGACACGGCAGCAUCGCCGUGACAAUGUCGCCUGACGUGCCUCCGUUCAUGCAGGUUUUCUGCGCAUGCCUAAGCUUCAUCACUGGGGGUGCAGCAAAAUCUUUCGACCCUGGACGCCCUAAGCUUCGCUACGAUACCGGCCUACCACGUCACUUCUGUGUGGGCGGUGUUUCCGGCCAGUUCGCUGAGGGCACCAGCACCCUGGAGCAUCGACACGUGGAUGGCCUUUUUCACUUUCCAUCUGGGGGCACGAUGACGUCACGACGCAUGCUCACAAGGGAUCAUCUGCAUGCUAUAAAUGCAUGUCCAUCGCCUACCGGCUUCAGUGGACACGGCGGCAUCGCCGUGACAAUGUCGCCUGACGUGCCUCUGUUCAUGCAGGUUUUCUGCGCAUGCCUAAGCUUCAUCACUGGGGGUGCAGCAAAAUCUUUCGACCCUGGACGCCCUAAGCUUCGCUACGAUACCGGCCUACCACGUCACUUCUGUGUGGGCUGUGUUUCCGGCCAGUUCGCUGAGGGCACCAGCACCCUGGAGCAUCGACACGUGGAUGGCCUUUUUCACUUUCCAUCUGGGGGCACGAUGACGUCACGACGCAUGCUCACAAGGGAUCAUCUGCAUGCUAUAAAUGCAUGUCCAUCGCCUACCGGCUUCAGUGGACACGGUAGCAUCGCCGUGACAAUGUCGCCUGACGUGCCUCUGUUCAUGCAGGUUGGUGACCAAAAAAAUGGCUUCCAUAGUAAUGUUGUUGGUCUUAUAGUGCUGCCGUGUCCACGAGUUGUCUUUGACUGUAUAUGUGAGUGUUUUUCCAUUGCGGGCUUGUUGUUUGGUCUCUCUGGGGAUGUGGAGAAGAAUCCAGGACCAAUAACGGGAGAUUUGUGCAGGGAAUUGCUCCAAAAUCAGAAAGAAAUUUUGUCUAAACUUACUGCGGUUCAGGAAAAGCAAGACUCGUUUGAAACAAGAUUCCUAGAAAUGCAGAACCGGCUUCUCGUUAUUGAAACUAAGGUUCAAAGCUUAGACGAGACUCGGAACAGACUUGCAACUCUUGAAGAAACUGUGGCCGACCGCCGUCUCGAAACGUCUAGUCUGGUCAAACAGGUGGAUGACUUGGAUAAUCGUUCACGACGAAAUAACCUUAUCAUUAGAGGAGUAGCAGAAGAGGAAAAUGAAAAGGAAGAAACACUCGUAAAAAAAGUAAAAGACGAUAUCUUUAACGCUACUCUGAAAGUGAAUGUGAAUUCUAUUGAUAGAAUUCACAGAUUAGGUAAGAAACUUUCUGGUAGAACUCCUCCUGUCAUCUUGAGGGUGGCAGACUAUAGAGAUAAAAUAAAUGUUCUGCAGAAUUGCUCGAAACUGAAGGAUACUGAUUACAGUAUCAGCGAGGAUUUCUCUAAAAGAGUACAGGGAAUACGAAAAAAGCUAUGGGACUCGGCAGGUGAUGAAAGGAAGGCAGGAAGAAAGGUAAAGCUUGUUUUUGAUAAAUUGAGGGUAAACAACACGCUGUACAGCUGGAAUGAAGAGCGUGAGUAA
Dermacentor silvarum is the source of this 1842-nucleotide messenger RNA. RefSeq lists its product as uncharacterized. The record is from RefSeq and is a predicted model, not a curated record. Lineage: Eukaryota; Metazoa; Arthropoda; Arachnida; Ixodida; Ixodidae.